Messenger RNA from Macrobrachium nipponense, 1022 nucleotides. RefSeq lists its product as uncharacterized. The record is from RefSeq and is a predicted model, not a curated record. NCBI's taxonomy places the organism in Eukaryota, Metazoa, Arthropoda, Malacostraca, Decapoda, Palaemonidae. The transcript has 2 exons. Bases 196 to 870 code for a protein of 224 amino acids.
AGUCAGUAGUAAUGUAUUCGGGUGUCAGAUUGUCAAGUGAUUCGUGAACAGGUCUUAGUUACUUGGCGGAAAGAAUCUUGGUUUGUUGGUGUUACCAAAAGGAACGUCAAAAACCAGGCGCCAUUGUUUGAUUUUCGAAAAUAGCUACAGAUUUUGAGGGCCAAUCCUUAAUUCAUAGUUUCAGGUCUAUCAAAAAUGUUUUCUAAUGAGUCCAAACCUGUUGGAGAUCUUUGUGCAUUGAUGGUCCGUCUGAAACUUGAACGACCAGAUUUGGGCCGUAAAGAGAUGCUCCUUGCUGUGCGUGGUGAAGGUGGAGACUGGGCAAACACUGACUUUGAGCAAAUCAAGCGCUCGUGGAAAAAGGUGGUGAAGCAGACUGCUGAAGAAAUGGAAAGAAGGGAGAAUGAGAAGCGUUUAAGGAAAACUCCAAGCAAAAAGCAAGGCACUAUACUUGGCGGGGAUACCAGUAGCAGUAACAAAGGAGAGGAGUUCAAAAAUUUCUGUAGAGAAAACAAUGAGAAGACCUGGUUGGAUAAAGAUCACAAUCAAGAAUCCUGCCAGAGUCCAGCCUUGGAGAGGCAGCUUAAAUUCCUCAAGGACUAUCCAGACUCAAACUACAUAUUAUUCACACCUCCCAGUGAGACAGCACACUGUUCUAUUAAAUUGGGGAGUACACUUGGUGUACUGUUUUUCCAGGUCAUGUGGAACAGUGUAAUUGAUACACUGCAUGGAUGUCCAGCAAUGAAGCAAGAACUGUGGAUGAUUUACCAGCAACUAGAAUACAACUUCAGCCCAAGGUAUAAGAAAAUGCUUCACAGACAGUUGCAAGAGGAGUUUGGGGUUGACCCAUUCGAAGGUCAACCUCAGUAAAUGUUAAAAAAAAAAUUAACAGGUGUGAAUGUAUAUAAAAAAAAAAUUUAAGAUGUGAAUGUAUAAACUUUUACGUUUUUAAAACCAUAUUCAUUAGCCAUUAGUUUUAAUUUUGAUUGAAUUAUUUUUUAUGCUAUUAAUGCUGAGUUAAC